Molecule: messenger RNA, 3884 nt
Organism: Stylophora pistillata
Lineage: Eukaryota; Metazoa; Cnidaria; Anthozoa; Scleractinia; Pocilloporidae
Biological process (GO): circadian regulation of gene expression; negative regulation of DNA-templated transcription; entrainment of circadian clock by photoperiod
Cellular component (GO): cytoplasm; nucleus
Molecular function (GO): FAD binding; DNA binding
Source: RefSeq, a predicted model, not a curated record
AGGUGAUUUGGUCACAAUGGUCGACUGAAUAUUUUCGGCAGGUCUAGAGUUAUCGCUAAGUUUUUCCGUCGAUGUCAUGUAGCCGCCAUAGUCAUAAAGGAAUUUGCCAAACGAGCAUUACACAGAAAAUAGUAGGUAAUGACAUCGAAUAUGAACUCCCUUCAUUGGUUUAGAAAGGGACUUCGGUUGCACGACAAUCCGUCCUUACGGCAGGCAGUAGAAGGUAGUUCCACCUUCAGAGCAGUUUUCUUCCUUGAUGUGGACUCCUUGGAUGAGAUCAACCUAUCGAAAAACAAGUGGUUAUUCCUCUUGGAAUGCUUACUCGAUCUUGAUAAAAGUUUGAGAAGACUGAACUCGCGUCUCUUUAUCGUUCGAGGUCAGCCCAUUGAUGUCUUUCCGAAGCUAAUUAGACAGUGGAACAUUACCAGAGUAACGUAUGAAUAUGACAGUGAACCAUUCCCUCGGAGAAGGGACGAUUCCAUAAAGCGCUUAUUGGAAUCAGAAGGAGUUGAAGUGUUGACGUCAGUAUCUCAUACGCUGUACGACAUUGACGAAGUCAUAAAGUCGAAUCAUGGGAAUGUUCCAGUUACAUUCAAGCAGUUUGAAUGCUUAGUAAGUAAGCUGAAUAGUCCAAGCAACUGUGCACUAGUUGUUGAUGAGCAGCUGUUCAAGAACUGUAAGACACCAGUGGAAGAUGAUGAUGAUGAAACCUAUGGUGUGCCGGAAUAUGAUGCACUUGAUUUUGGUGAGGAAGAAGCUGAACCCAGACAGUUUGUUGGGGGAGAGACUGAAGCUUUGAAAAGACUUGCUGUUCUUGAAAAGGAGGUAGCAGAACCCACAUUGGGCAAACCGCAUCAUGAGUCCAAUUCUCCAUUUCCUAAGUCGUCAAAGUUGAGUCCAUACUUGAGAUUUGGUUGUCUGUCAGUGAGACACCUUUUUCAUAGAAUGAACCAAGUCUACAGAGAGGCUAAUGGAAGAUCAGCCCCAAUGUCAGUUCAUUUGCCUUUACUGUGGCGAGAAUUUUAUUUUGUUGUGGCUAGUAAGCAUCCCAAUUUUGACAAGAUGAAGAACAAUUCACUUUGCUUACAGUUUCCUUGGGAGGAGCAGACUUGUAAACUGGAGAAGUUCAGACAGGGCAAAACUGGAUUCCCAUGGAUAGAUGCAAUGAUGCGUCACAUGCUAUCAGAGGGAUGGAUUCCUCACCUAGCCCGUCAAGCUGUGGGGUGUUUUUUAACCAGAGGAGCUCUCUGGAUAUGCUGGGAAGAAGGAUUUAAAAUAUUUGAGAAGUACAUGCUUGAUGCUGAGUGGAGUAUAAAUGCUGGAAGCUGGAUGUGGCUGUCAUGCAGUGCAUUCUUUGCUAAACAUCCUCAGUGGACAUGCCCAGUUGGGCUAGGAAAACAUUUGGAUCCACAGGGCAACUAUGUGAGGAAAUACGUCCCAGAGUUAAAGGAUUUUCCAUCAGAGUAUAUCUAUGAACCAUGGGAUGCACCACUUGAAUUACAGGAGGCAUGUAACUGUGUUAUUGGUACUGAUUAUCCACAACCCAUAGUCAAUCAUCAACAAGCUCGCAAAAAUUGUGUUGAUAGGUUGAGAGGGGUAUAUCAGAAUCUUGUAACAAAGGUCUCUUGUAAUGUUGGAUUGGGCCAUAAUGCUAUGCACUGGUUCCGAAAGGAUUUGAGGCUCCAUGACAAUCCCUCACUCUGUGAAGCUCUAACAAAUUGUAGAACAUUUCAUGCAGUGUAUAUUCUGGAUCCUGUGAGUGCAAGAGCUGCAAAAGUUUCUGCCAACCGCUGGAAAUUUCUUGUGGACUGUCUACGUGAUCUGGACAAGAGUUUGCGAGAGUGUGGAUCAAGACUUCAUGUCAUUCGUGGCCAGCCAACAUACGUGUUACCUAAACUUUUCCAAGACUGGAAUAUUUCAAAACUGACAUUUGAAUGUGAAAUUGAGCCAUUUGGACAACGACGAGAUGUGGCUGUGGCUGUUCUUGGAGAAGAGCAUGGAGUAGAAGUUAUUUCUAAGCCUUCUCAUACCCUGUAUGACCCUGAAAAAAUAAUUGAAAGUAAUGAGGGUGAGGCACCCAUGUUAAUAAAAACAUUUGAAAAUGUUAUCCGUCAAAUGGGCCCUCCAGAGAAACCUGUUGAUGCCGUGAACAAGGAAAUGUUCAAAGGGUGUAUUUGUCCGGUCUCAAAUGAUCACAGCACAAGGUUUGGUAUUCCAAGCUUAGAUGAACUUGGUUACAGAGGGUGUGAAGUCACCACAGGGGAUUUGUGGGUUGGUGGAGAACAAGAGGCCAUUAAAAGGUUAACAGAACUUGAAGAGAAGGUGUUGGAAGGCAGUUUGAAGAAAUCCGUGGAAGGGCUAGAUGCACUUAGGCCAUCCAGGACACAGUUGAGUCCUUACCUUCGCUUCGGUUGUCUUUCUCCUAGGCUUUUUCAUUUGAGGCUUACAAAAGCCUACAUGAAGGUGAAAUGCCAGCCACCACCAUUAUCGCUCUACAGGCAGUUAGUUUGGAGAGAGUUUUUCUUUACGCUUGCCAGUCGAAAUCCUCAAAUGGACAGGGCAGUGGACAAUCCACUUUCCUUUAACAUCCCUUGGGAGGAAAACCAAGAUGCACUUGAUGCAUGGAAAGAGGGCCAUACAGGUUUCCCAUGGAUUGAUGCAAUCAUGCGUCAGCUUCAUGCUGAAGGGUGGAUCCACCAUGUGGCUCGACAAGCUGUUGGAUGUUUCCUGACAAGGGGAUGUCUUUGGAUUAGUUGGGAGGAAGGAUUUAAGUUGUUUGAACAGCUUCAGUUGGAUUCAGAAUGGAGCUUGAAUGCUGGCAACUGGUUAUGGGUGUCAUGCAGUGCAUUCUUUCAUGGACAGAUUCCGUGGUAUUGUCCCGUCAAUGUUGGUAAGAAGCUUGAUCCCUCUGGAAAUUUCAUAAGGCGAUACGUCCCUGAACUGAAGACCAUGCCCACAAAGUACAUUCACGAGCCUUGGAUGGCACCCUUAGCCGUUCAGAAAGCUAGUAACUGCAUUGUCGGCCAAGAUUACCCAGACCGCCUCUGUGACCACAUCGAGAGACGGAAAAUUUGUCUUGAACGUCUCAAGGAUGUUUGCCAACAGAUACAGGGCACCAACUCGUCAUCACAGGAUACUGCUGACGUCGUUGAUUAAUAUCUAGUUAAUGAUUCCUAACACAACUGUUACAGUUUAGAUUCCCCUGAGUAUCAGUGGUGUUUUCUGUUCAGUUGUUGUUGUUUUUAUUUAUUCGGAACGAAGAACUAGUGACUACUCGACUCAAAAAGGAAAAAAUCGCCAACACUCUAGAGACAAAAAGGGGAAUUCUUUCGAUAUGGGACUUAGUUUUGACUACUUGAUCUGCAACUAAGAGACAAUUUGUCAGAACCCUUACAAUCAAAGGUUUUCGAAACUGUAGCAUAUUUGUACUAUAAUGAUUCAAACAGCACAUCUAAUGUAUGAAUUUAAGAAGCUUAUGUACAGCAUUCAAGGAUGUAAUGUAGACUGACCCCACCCAUAUGAAAAGGUGUUCACGUUGACUUGUAAAUAUUCAAUUCGUGCCAAUGAAACUUAAUAUAAUUCACGGACCUCGGCACUAUUUUACUGGUUACUAACCAUCUUAGCGGUUGUAGACUACUUUAGUGUCAAAAUGUAUGAGCGACACAUUUGGAAAGUGACCGUUUUGUGGCACAAACAUAAUAUUUUUCACCUUGAUGGAAAACCGGUGUACGAUAAGUUAUGUUCUUUUAACCUAAGCUCUUAAUAAGGUGUUGGUGCCGGUUCAUUAUCCAGUUUUAACUUUAUCAGGCUGUCUAAUAACACAAACUGUACUGUUGUUAACAUCCAGCCUAAACAAUUGAAUAUAAAACGGUUAUUAUUCAGUA